AUGGCUUGGGAAGAUGGUCCUCGGCUAUUGGCAUCCAGACCCGACCCGGUGCAAGUCAGCACUGCGCCAACAGUUGUUGGCGCAAAUGCCCCAGCUCAAUCUGCUCCUCCUGUCAAGACGGUGAUGUCUGCUUCUGCUGCCCCGGGUGCAGCGGCAGUAAAACCGGCAUCUGCGAUGGGGAUCCCCGCGAACCCUCCCCCCGCUACCCCCAGUGCACCAGCACCAUCUGAGACCACGCCCAAGAAGGUGACUGCUGCCCGAUCUAGCUUCUAUGCCGCCAAAACUACCCCCACAACUCCCUUGGCCCCACCCCGCUAA
Messenger RNA from Mytilinidion resinicola, 318 nucleotides. RefSeq lists its product as uncharacterized. Lineage: Eukaryota; Fungi; Ascomycota; Dothideomycetes; Mytilinidiales; Mytilinidiaceae. The transcript has a single exon. The record is from RefSeq and is a predicted model, not a curated record. The coding region runs from base 1 to 318 and encodes 105 amino acids.